This is a messenger RNA of Soboliphyme baturini, 552 nucleotides long. Lineage: Eukaryota; Metazoa; Nematoda; Enoplea; Dioctophymatida; Soboliphymatidae. The record is from the annotation of a GenBank genome assembly.
UUGCUAUUUUUUAUAGAUGAUUUCAAUCGAGUCAAAUUAACUUCUCUAUCUCCCGGUGUAUCAGAUUAUAUCAACGCCAGUUACGUGAACGGAUGCUUUGGCAAAGUCGCCUACAUCGCCACACAGGGUCCUUUGGAAUGCACGGCUGAAGACUUCUGGCGAAUGGUCAUUCAGUGUGAUGUCAUCACUGUUGUCAUGUUGUGCGAGCUGCUCGAAGACAGCAAACCCAAAUGCUUCAAGUACUGGCCAAACAUGAAGGAGAAAAAGAACUUUGGUGGCAUCAGAGUGUCCAAUGUACUUUUGUUGGUACUUUAUGCGACUGUUACGCAUUGUUUUGAGGUGGAAGAGGUGAAUGUGAAAGAGCACAUUACCACGCGACAACUGGUCGUACGGCACGACUGUGGCAAACGGGAGGUACACCAUUUCCAGUAUCAUGGAUGGCCGGACCAUGGUUCACCUGAAGAGAUAGAGCCUCUUCUUGAGUUUCUAGAACAUGUACGAGUGUUCCAGAAAGAAGACGACUGCCGACCAAUCGUCGUACAUUGCAGGUAA